Molecule: messenger RNA, 1875 nt
Organism: Symbiodinium necroappetens
Lineage: Eukaryota; Dinophyceae; Suessiales; Symbiodiniaceae
Source: the annotation of a GenBank genome assembly
AUGGACCAGUGCAAGUAUGACUUUGAGGAGGAAGCGGCUCGCCCGAUCAAUGUGGCCAUCGGCUUCAUCCUGGUCACGGGCACAGCUAUUAGCAUAAUUCCCGCACAUGUGAAAAUUUGGUCAAAGCGCAGCUGCGAGGGCGUUUCUCAAGCAACCAUCUUGCUGACAAACGCAGCCUAUACUUGCCUUGCUUGGAACAUGAUGAUGCUGAAGUUUCCCCAAAUAGAGUCUUGCAGAUUGAAUUGGUGGCUCUGUCAGGCCAAUCUUUUAGCCUUCUACCAGGUUCUGGUUCAGUGGCUCUUAUUCUUUCCCCUCUAUUCCUGGUGCACGCAUUUUGGAGAGGAAGGCCAAAAGCGCUGGUCUCGGAAGGCCUGGCUUGCUCAGGUAGGAAUGUUGCUUUGCGGUACCGGGGGCCUGAUUCUCUGGUCCUUGCUCUCAGAUUGCUCCUGGACCAUACGGCUUGUUGCAAGCGGCUUGGGAUACAUCUCUGCUUUUCUGAAUGGCGUGCGCCAGAUCCCACUCUCCGUGAAGGGCUCCGGCAGUGUCAGCUACACCUUCUACGGCUUGAUGGGUUUGGGGGGUAUCCUCAAUCUCUACUUCCAGAUUGACGGCUCGAAGGAACGACUGACCACCGUCCUCUCGACAGCAGUUGGCUGUGCCAUGAUUCUGGUGGUGCUGGUGCUCUGUGCAUACUAUGACUGUCGCGUCGAGCUCAAGCUGGUCCAGCGGCCUCAGGGUCGCCAGGUGGUUUGGUACGGGACGGGGCCCGGAGGCAAUGGAAACCUGAUGCUGGAGACGAGCCUAGGUAGAGCUGGUGCCAUGCCCUCACACUUCGUGAAUCUCGAGGGCACGGCCCUUGGUUGCCUGUCGCGGCUGAGCACGCGCAGCAGCACUGGCAGCCGGGCCAGCGGCAACCGGGCACAUGAGCUUGCGGCUGUUUAUCUGAUUGUAUCUGUAGACCAGCUGUCGGACGAGUCGUUGGCUUUUACAGGAGAUUCUGUUCAGCCCAAGCGGGAGCGUUCCGUCCGAGUGGUGGAUUCGGGUUUUGUAAAGGUUUCACUCGCGAACAAAGGUGGGUCGCCUUUGGUUCUCGAAAGGUGGGAGGCUUACAUAAGUUCGCAAGAAGCCAUCGAAGGCACGCUGCAAGCUAGUCGCGCUUCGCCUCCCAGCGAUGGCCAGAAUCAGAAGCUGCGCCAAGGAAUCAUUUGGCAUGGUGAAGUGCGGCUCGUGCAUUUCCCCGGUAGGGCGCGCUUUGCAGUGCCGGAGCUUCAAAUCCCGACACCCGCCCCGCACUUUCGCGCGAAGUUCAAUCCAGAGGGCGCCGGCAGCGACCAAACCGAAGGCCUUCCACCACUGGCACCGGGACCUCUUCCCGGCUUAGCGCCGCGGCUUACGGCUGAGGUUCUCAGCAAGCUAGACCGAGAGAGCCGGAGAAGCGGCACGGCGAGUGCCCGGCUCGUGGCCGCCAUGGGGAGCGCUCCUUCGCAGCAGCAACAACAGCACCUACAGCAGCAAUCGCAACAGCCGCCCCCACCACCGCGGCAGCCACAGCAGCAGCGCGGAGUUUCUCUGCCGCCGCUGCCGCGUACACAGCGGCUGAUGGCAGCAGCUUCUGCAGAUCAAGCAGAUUCCACGCCUUCGAACGCGCCCUCGAAGAAGCCAGGGCGAUCUUCGAGUGCGCAGCCCUUGCAGCCCUUGCCCCGCCGGCGGCCUCGACCUCGAGGGAACGGCCCUGUGCAGAGCUUGGACUGGCAGUCGAAAGAGGCCUGGCGGGCGACGGACGGUGUCCUCAUGCGCGCCUACGCGGCCCGAGUGGAGAAGGAUGCCCCGACCAUACCGUGCCCGCACUGCGGCCGGAAGCCGCUCGCAAAGUGA